AUGAACUAUUCUUUCUUGAGUAAGAAAGAAAAAAGGUCUUCCGAUAGUAAUAACAGUAAGCUUGCUAAGGAUCGUGUGAUCAAGUCUGAAUUCUUACUUUCUCCAGUUAAGGACAGUCAGAAGUCAUUAUCGUCUAAAUUAUCUUUGCCCCAUUCGCCUGCUUGGUCAGAGAACGAUGGAUCGAAAACAAACAGUCCAAAGGCCACUUUUAAUCUGUCCCCAGAAAAGUUUGACCGGCCUGUUAAAUCGAGAUCUCACAGAAGAAGCCCGUUGAGUAGAGAAACAAGUGGGGAUGUCGGCUUGAGUUGCAGCGAACCAAUUUGCAAGCGCCGCUUGAAAGAUUUUGCAGACAACCUUAACUCGGUCCCUCCAUCCUCGCCAGCUCACCUUCAUGGUCUUCUGAAAUCGGAAGACAAAAACGGCCUCACAUUUUUCGAAUUUUCGGUGAAUUCGCCGGAGGAAGUUUCUUACAUCGCGAAGACGUGGAAAGUCGACAAUGCCCUUAUGUGGGUCUACACUUUUCACUCACUUCACCAUAAAAGAAAGAGCAAUGCAAGUGGUGGUGGAUGGGGAUUUAAGGACAUUAACCGAGAAUCCACUAUGGUUGGCCAGAUGGUAGUAUCAUGCUAUCUACGUACAGAGUUAAAGGCUGCCCGAACUUAUACCGAUUCCAUGGUGCAAGAAUAUGUUUUAUACGAUGUAGCGCAAGCAAGAAGAAGUACUUCAUCUUCCCCUGAUGUUACAAAAUCACCCAUAGUCCCCGAUCAUGGGUGUAAUGAAAUAUCUGCCAAGAAAUUGGUUAAAGAACAGAUUUUUAAGCACUCUCGGCCUCUAAUGGCGGCAGAAUUGCAUCCAGAGUUGGAAAUAGCAGCUGUCGUCAUGCGGGCCCCAUUCGAGAAGAGAGAGAGUCUCAAGUUCAAGAGCGGGGAUGGAGAAAUGGAUCGUCCGCUUCCAAGCCUGCUGGAUCUUUGUCGACUUGAGGAGGCAAGGGAGGGUAUUUCAGGCAAUUCACGUCCUGGGGAGAUGCAUGUGGUGGUCCCGGCUGGGAACCACAGUCUGCCGAGUGGCGAGAACUGUAGGCCUUCGUCUCUGUUGGACAGGUGGAGAUUGGGUGGAGGGUGUGACUGUGGUGGGUGGGAUAUGGCGUGCCCUCUCGACGUUUUUGUUAAUCCGAAUUUUACAAUUUGUGAUGAACAACCGCUGGUGGAUAGUCGGCAUCUCGUGGAGCUCUUUGUUCAGGGAAGAAAAAAUAACAAUGUACCGGCAUUUACAAUGAGGGCAGUGGAGAAUGGGAAGUACGCCAUUGACUUUCAUGCGCAGCUGUCUUCUCUGCAAGCAUUCUCCAUAUGCGUAGCUAUUUUGCAUGCUGCAAACACGUCCACCGCAAUUGAGCACGAGACGAGCAAAAGAAUGCUGAAAAGCGACUCGCUUAAGGUAUUUGCAGAGGAGGAAAUCAAGAACUUGAUGGAUUCAAUUUCAGAAGAGGAGAAUUUUAAGGCCAACAACAAACAAGACGAAGUCUUGACAUCAUUCGUGUUGAACCCACCCUUCUCACCAAUUGCUCGAGUAUAA
This is a messenger RNA of Striga hermonthica, 1572 nucleotides long. The record is from the annotation of a GenBank genome assembly. Lineage: Eukaryota; Viridiplantae; Streptophyta; Magnoliopsida; Lamiales; Orobanchaceae.